AUGGCUCGUACCAAGCAGACGGCUCGCAAGUCCACCGGCGGCAAAGCUCCACGGAAGCAACUUGCCACAAAGGCUGCUCGCAAGUCUGCUCCGGCCACCGGAGGUGUGAAGAAACCCCAUCGUUUCCGUCCAGGCACGGUGGCUCUCCGUGAGAUCAGAAAGUACCAGAAGAGCACAGAGCUUCUCAUCCGGAAAUUGCCGUUUCAGAGGCUUGUUCGUGAGAUUGCUCAGGAUUUCAAGACCGAUUUGAGGUUUCAAAGCUCUGCAGUCGCGGCUCUUCAAGAGGCUGCCGAGGCAUACUUGGUGGGUUUGUUUGAGGAUACGAACCUGUGUGCGAUUCAUGCGAAGAGGGUUACGAUUAUGCCCAAGGACAUUCAACUUGCUAGGAGAAUUAGGGGCGAGAGGGCUUGA
Molecule: messenger RNA, 411 nt
Organism: Ilex paraguariensis (yerba mate)
Lineage: Eukaryota; Viridiplantae; Streptophyta; Magnoliopsida; Aquifoliales; Aquifoliaceae
Source: the annotation of a GenBank genome assembly